Seminavis robusta is the source of this 1964-nucleotide messenger RNA. The record is from the annotation of a GenBank genome assembly. Lineage: Eukaryota; Bacillariophyta; Bacillariophyceae; Naviculales; Naviculaceae.
UCUUGGGUUUCCAACAGGAACUCGGUCCAACGCAACCCUAGCUAGAUAUUCAGCUGGGCCGCCUUGGCUUCCUUUUAAAACCUCCCUUCGUAUGGUAAGAAAUGAUGAUGAUAUCAAGAUGAGUUUCUUCCGACGAUGCCUAGUUCUUCCACAAGUGUCGGUAGCCUUCGUCAUGACUGUGUACCUUUCAGGUGUUUGGUGGGUGAACACUCAUCUGAUGACUUCCCAUGGCGAUCAUCACCAGCUCACUUCCACCACAACAAACCUGACAAGAAAAGUACUCCAAUCCAACUUUUGCCCGCAAAAUCAACACAAGAAGAUGAUCCGAAUCACGCCAUAAUCCCCCCGUUGGAUGCUGAAUUUCCCUUGGAACCAAUGCCCCGUCCUCCCUUGGAGUCGAUCAUUCAGGGUUGGAACAUUACAGGGGACGCCUCGUGGCUGUUGAAUGUGGCCAUUAUUGGGUUUCCGAAAACAGGCACUUCCACGUUGAUGCGAUAUCUGCACAAGAGUCCCCGAGUGCAUGUCUUUGAUGAAGAGCGUUGUGAAAUGGGAUACAAUCAACAUGCGCGUCUCAUGGAGAGUUUGUACAAGGAUAUCCCCCCGGGGCAUACGCUACGAGGGAUCAAGUGCCCAAGAGAUUUGGAAUCCAAUUUGGCACUGCACAAUUAUCAAACCUAUUUUCCAAAGACCGACUUUUUGGUGGGUCUACGACAUCCUGUAUUGUGGUUUGAAUCAUUUUACAAUUUCAGAGUCAACAAUUACUUUUCCAUGCCACCCGCUGAAACCCUGACCGGACGAUGUGCCCGACGACAUCAAGGAUUGUGUACCUUUCGAGGCAAUUUUCACUUGUUCCUCACCAAUCUGGGAAAAACCAAUAUACUCUCCAAUUCAGCAGAAAAGGCACUGAUUCCACCCGAAUAUCACAAAAUGAUUCAACCGAUUCCCUGGCAAGGACGCGUCUUUUUGUGGGAUGUUUCGCAACUCCAAACCGAUCAAGAAUUGCUCCAAAACAACAACCAUUCAUCCUUAUUAUUACACCUGCACCAACACCAACACAGCAAUCUCCAAUUCCGACAUGACUUGCAAAAAUUUCUACGACUGGACGAUUCACUUCCCGAAAUGAUCAAAAUCAAACCAGGAUUUCAUCAUCGCAAGAAUCAAACGGUCGCCCAACAAGUGGCGGCACAAAAAAUCGAUAUUUGCCAACCACGAUAUGAGUCCAUUCGCCAGAUACUUGUGAGACAGGGAAAACUGGCAGCCACGUGGAUUCGGGAGUACUUUUUGGAGGCACCGGGAGUGUACGUGUCGCAAAAGGAGUACUUCUGUCAAGUCAUUUUGAAACAAUGGGAACAGGAUCCUUGUGAAUUCCGGAAUUUCUGAGUACACACAGCCCUACCGUACCGUAGUUCCAUCUCUAGAUUCCAAGCAGCCAGCGAACUGAUUGGUGUAUUGUUGUUAUAUGAAUCAAUCUAUUCAGGUGUCUUUUUCCUGGUAACAGAAAGCACCCUGCUUUUGAAAUAUUUGAGGCAGUGGUACCGGUAAUGUACUACUUUUCCACAGCUUACAAGCUACCAGUAUCUGCUUGAGGCUUGAUACGGUAUCACACAUGAAUUUGGCUGCGGGUGGGUGGCGCGCCUCUAGCUAUUAAGCAUUGUCAUCAUCAUCUGUCUCUCCCAUUUGCAAUAUUAUGUCGCCUCGCUUUCUUCAAGCUCCCCGGGUUUGAAGUCCGAACACUGCAUGGCCAGCAGCUACUAGAGCACGUACAUUGGCGGUACAGUAUCUUUCAUGCGUCCUGCAUGGUCAGCAUCACCAUAUAUCCGCUACUCGGUAUCCUUCUGGGAAUGGAUCCUCGGGAUCUAACACCACUUGUGAAUACUGCGUAAUAUAAGCCGAUCCUUCCACUUGAGGAAUAAUGGCAGGUCGAUGAUCCUCCUCGCUGCUGACUGUGGUGCCCUGGACAAUGG